AUGGAUAACUUCGAGUACAGCAUCCAGCUGAACGACAGGGACUGGGCUGAGUUCUUCUUGGCGUCGGAGGAAUGCAACCUAGCACCGGCUGCCCUGGCCACGGCCGAGGAGCAGUGUCUCAGUGACAUUGAACAAGGGGACGGCACGCCGGGGAGGGACUGCCACACCAGCACAAACGGGCAGAUCGCAGCGAGGGUGGGCAGCAGGCCAGGGCCUGGCACGGGAAGCUUUGCCCCACGUGGGGUGCCCGGAGACGCCUCCCUGCGCUGGCCUGCCGGUGGGCACCUUGCCCUGCCGGAGCUUCUCUCGGGCAGCGAGGACGAAGCGGACCUGGGCUCGGUCACCAGGUUUCUGUGCGAGAGCGACAAGCCCGGCUGCCCUUCGUCCGCUCCAAUGCCCAGCACGCAGGGGAGGCAGCCCCCCUGUCCCCCCGCAGCCGCCCUUGCCAGCCCGGCUGGCGGCACAGCCGAGAGCAGCCCAGGGCAGGACACAGCAUGUGAAGCAGCAGCACCACAGUUGGCAUCAGCAUCGGAGAAAGGAGCAGCCAGCAGCAGUCAGGCCAUGGAGCCUCCCAGCCACCCAGCUGGAACAAGUGCCCCUGAACAGAGAGGGGACGCAGGAGGGGAACAGCCCCGUGGCAGCCCUGUGGCGGCACAGCCGGGGGCUCCGGUGCAGGGCAGCUCGCUGGCACUGGCUGCCUCCCGAGAGGAUUCGGCAAGGAAAAGUCCUAGCAGCGCUUCCCGCUUGGAGCCGAGGCUACGGGCACCCCCGUGUGACCAGCCCCUGAGCCCAGCCCUGGAGACUGCGCCCAGAGCACCCGGCUGCCCGGCACGGGAGGAGGCAAGUGGGGAGAGAGCGGGCGCCGAGCCGAGCUCCCCGUCUGGCUCCCCAGACGUUGUGAGGCCCAAGGUGCCAGGACAGCUGAGAAAGAGCCGCAAGCAACGUGGAGCCAGUGCUGCCGAGGCAGCCCAGGGGGACAGGGAGCCUGUGGGGGCUGUGGCACAGGGGACUGGCGUACCCAUGAAGGCACCUUUAAGUUCGCCACUGUUCUCACGAAAGAGCAAAGGGAAGGAGAAGGCAGCCAAGCCAGCUCCUGUGAAGCUGGGGAGCGAGGAGGCAGGGGAGAGCAAACGGCUGGUGCCCGGCCCUGGCACGGAUGAGGGCGAUCCAGCUGUGAGCACUGCCCUGAAGCAGAAGGUGAAGGAGCCGGGGGCACAGCCCCUGGGGAAGGCGAAGGCCACCAAGCAUUCAAAGCCAGGGCAGGCUGGUGGCUUGGGCGUACGUGACAAUGUGCCGGUGGUCCCUGCCAGUGGAGCCGCGGCUCCUCUGGGAGAGGCAUGCCAGGAGGCACCGGGGAAGCCUCUCCAUCCCAAGAGCGUGGCGGCUUCUGGAGGGGAUGCUGCUGAGGGAGCUCAUGGGGAGCGUGCAGCUGAGACCCCCAGGGAGCUGGGCCCUCCUUGCUUUGCAGCCGGGGCCUCUGCAAGGGCAGACACCCUGGAUGUGACUUGGCCCGAGAUGUACGACUAUUUGUUCUGUGACUCCCAAGAGGAAGAAGAAGGCAUGGGGAACUCAAUGGAGGGGGAGAAAACACCCUUGGAAAGGGAAAUAUCCUUGCCUGAACUGUAUGAAUAUUUUUUCAAUGAACCAGAAGGAAACAGGAAAAAAGUCAAGGGUAAAGACAGGAAGCGAAAGAAGUUCAGCAGCUUGGACCAUGCUCAGCCGCAAAACGAGGAUCCCAGCUUGGCUCCAGUCAAAGACUCCCUGGUUAUCUCGGUCCCUGAGGUGUAUGAACACUUCUUUCCAGAUGGGCCUGGAAACGGGGCAGGCUGGAGAGGGAUUUUCUCAAUCACUCCAACCUCGGAGGUGAAGAAAGCUGUGGGGGCUUUGAAGUCCCUCCUGCAAAGGCCAAUGCAUCUCGUCAGAGGCCAAGCCCCAGCCUCCCAGGCUCUUGUGCGGAGAGGAUCUGGAGCGAAGCUCCCUCUCGUCCCGCUGGCUCCACUGGGAAGAGGCCAGGCGCGGCCAGAAAGUUUGGACAUGGCCCUUGCACUGACAGGGAGGCCCCAGGCUCCGCUGGCGCUGACCCACAAAGACAUGUGCCUCGUCUUCUGUGCCUUUGCAUCCUGGGCAGUGAAGACCUCCGACCUGCAGGCUCCGGAUGCCUGGAAGACUGUGUUCCUGGCAAGUUUUGGCACGCUCUCUGCCAUCCGCUACUUCCGAAGGCAGGUCAGAGAAGGACGCCCCCGGACCUAG
This is a messenger RNA of Gymnogyps californianus (California condor), 2250 nucleotides long. It is a transcript of the gene PERM1, whose product is annotated as PPARGC1 and ESRR induced regulator, muscle 1. NCBI's taxonomy places the organism in Eukaryota, Metazoa, Chordata, Aves, Accipitriformes, Cathartidae. The record is from RefSeq and is a predicted model, not a curated record. Gene Ontology annotation, biological process: response to muscle activity; regulation of DNA-templated transcription. The transcript has 3 exons. The coding region runs from base 1 to 2250 and encodes 749 amino acids. Gene Ontology annotation, cellular component: cytoplasm; nucleus.